AGGACAUCCAGUGAGGUCAUGGAAAGGGAGAAUGCAACAGUGCUGACAGACUUUGUCCUUGUAGGAUUGCCACUCCAAGCUCAGUGGGAAGUCCCGUUCUUCUUUGUUUUCUUGGUGAUGUAUCUCAUUACCAUUACAGGAAACUUUGGCUUGAUCACUCUCAUCUGGAAAGACCCUCACCUUCACAUACCCAUGUACCUAUUCCUCAGUAGUUUAGCUUUUGUGGAUACUUGGGUAUCAUCUACUGUGUCACCCAAAAUACUGGUCACUUUGUUAUUUCACAACAUGAAGAUCUCUCUCUCUGAAUGCCUGACACAGUUCUUUUCUUUUGCAGUCAGUGCAACCACAGAGUGCUUUCUCUUGACUGCAAUGGCCUAUGAUCGUUAUGUAGCUAUCUGCAAACCUCUACUUUAUCCAGUGACCAUGACCAAUAAAUUGUGUUCCUGGCUAAUCAUUUUGUCAUUUGUAGGUGGCUUUCUUCAUGCCUUAAUUCAUGAGAUUUUUUUAUUGAGGUUAAAUUUCUGUAAUUCCAACAUAAUACAUCACUUUUAUUGUGAUAUUAUGCCAUUGUUGAAGAUUUCCUGUUCUGAUCCUUCCAUUAACUUCCUGUUGGUAUUUAUCUUGGCUGGUUCCAUUCAAGUAGUCACCAUGGUGACAGUUCUAGUUUCUUACACAUGUAUUAUCUUUACAAUCUUACAAAGCAAGUCUUUGAAGGGGAUAAAGAAAGCCUUCUCCACCUGUGGAGCCCAUCUCUUAUCUGUGUCUUUAUAUUAUGGCCCUCUUCUCUUCAUGUAUGUGCGCCCCGCAUCUCCAAAAGCAGAUGAUCAAGACAUGAUGGACUCUCUGUUUUACACAGUUAUCAUUCCUGUGUUAAAUCCAGUUAUCUAUAGUCUAAGAAAUAAGCAAGUCAAAGAUUCAGUGAUAAAAGCAUUAAAAAGAAAUGUUUAG
Messenger RNA from Microtus ochrogaster (prairie vole), 948 nucleotides. Its product is annotated as olfactory receptor 5H8-like. Gene Ontology annotation, biological process: G protein-coupled receptor signaling pathway. Gene Ontology annotation, cellular component: membrane. Gene Ontology annotation, molecular function: olfactory receptor activity; G protein-coupled receptor activity. The record is from RefSeq and is a predicted model, not a curated record. Lineage: Eukaryota; Metazoa; Chordata; Mammalia; Rodentia; Cricetidae.